This is a messenger RNA of Leptidea sinapis, 1715 nucleotides long. RefSeq names its product suppressor of fused homolog (gene Su(fu)). The transcript is spliced from 12 exons. The record is from RefSeq and is a predicted model, not a curated record. Gene Ontology annotation, molecular function: transcription factor binding. Lineage: Eukaryota; Metazoa; Arthropoda; Insecta; Lepidoptera; Pieridae. The coding region runs from base 233 to 1699 and encodes 488 amino acids. Gene Ontology annotation, cellular component: cytoplasm; nucleus.
UAAAAAAUCGGCCAAGUUCUUACUAAAGGUCUUAUAAUAUUUUUAUUUUGAACGGAAUUAUUAUACACUAAACUAAAUACUAAACCAUCGGAUAUAUUAAACUACAUCAACUUUUUUUUUGUAAGACGAAUCCACUACCUACCUUACAUAAAUAUUUGUGAUAGAUGUUAAAUUUACCCAUACCAUUUAGAUCAACUUAUGUGUCAUUAUUGUUUUGGAACAAGUUUUAGUUAUGUCGAAUUUAAAUACAAACAGUGAAACAAAUGGUGGUGUUGUGCAAAACAGUGCAUUAUCUUUCGUUGCGUCCGCGCAACUUACAAAUUCCCACAGUUCUCACGGAUCGCAAGCUUGCGAUCAAAUAAACCAAACAGAUACUAUAAUGCCACCUGGAUUGAAAGCACUCUAUGAAGCAUGUUCCAAGAUUUACCCGGACCAGACAAAUCCAUUGCAAGUUACCACUAGGCUUAAGUAUUGGUUAGGAGGCCAGGAUCCCUUGGAUUAUAUUAGCAUGUACUGGAAUCCUGGCAAUCCUGAAGAGCACAUACCUCCGCACUGGCACUAUGUUAGCUUCGGCUUAUCAGAUCUCCAUGGUGAUGGUAGAGUGCACCCUGAGCCAGACACGGACCAGUGCUCCGGAUAUGGUCUGGAACUGACUCUUCGAUUGGAAGCUGAUGGUGGAAACCCUCCAGUGUGGCCUGCAGCCUUGCUGCAAGCACUCGCGAGAUACAUAUUUGCUACAGGUAAUAAGUUUUGCGCUGGUGACCAUAUAUCCUGGCAUGCUCCUCUGGACGGCUCGAGGUCACGGGUUCGACACCUGCUGGUGGCAGAAGACCCUCAGUUACAACGGACAGACACUCCCCAUGGAAGUGUCGCUUUUCUCCAGAUGGUAGGAUGCACCAGCAGAGAGCUAAGGGCUGCACAGCGGGGAUCCGGCUUCCAGGUGUUAAGGGCAAUUAGCGAAGAUCCCAUCUGCGGUGGUAAAUGGCUGGUGACACGCGUUCGCCGGCGGCGAUCAGCUCACAAGCUGACCGCUGGCUCCUGUGACAAGAUGGUGGAACUGGCUGGGGUGUCAGCGAGGGUCAACUGGAACAAGUAUCUGCCGAGCGCUGACGAGGAGUGCCCCUUAUCUCCAAGCGUGGAGCGGCAGAUCAAAGAAACCUUCCAACGUGGCCUGAACACAAUGACAGACCGAGGAUCUGAAGGUCACAAUAUGUCAACGGACAGUUUCGAGAUGUCGAGCAUGGAGAGAGCGCUGCCCCAACUGCCUGACGUAAUGCAGGGUUCCUGGCAUCAGGACAGCAUAGAAUAUCUAGACGGAGUACAUCUGAUGCUGAACAGCGAAGGUGCCAGCCUACUGCCUCUGGCUAUACGAGGAAGAAUUCUCCACAACUCCCACUUCACCUGGCGGCAGGGGCCCAGGAGUGUCACUGUUCUGACGCCCAGAGUUCUUGGAGCUUUCACAACCCCGCAGAAGCCUUACGCAGUCAGAGGCUCGUGGCUGCAAAUUCUCAUACCAAAGGAUCUUGCGGAAGACAUGGCGAAAAAAGUUUCGAGUCUCUCCAGUCUCGCGGAAAUAGACUCGGAGACCGACGAGGAAGGAGACGCGACUGUUACCACUGCGCCUACGGUGCCGUACACCAUCACCUGGCCGGCGUACAAGCUGAAAAUAUCGGUGUUGCCCGAUACAGAGUUCUUAUAAUAUACUGUUGGAACUA